Molecule: messenger RNA, 1791 nt
Organism: Penicillium malachiteum
Lineage: Eukaryota; Fungi; Ascomycota; Eurotiomycetes; Eurotiales; Aspergillaceae
Gene: nar1
Product: iron-sulfur cluster assembly protein NAR1
Exons: 2
Coding region: 1-1791 (596 amino acids)
Biological process (GO): iron-sulfur cluster assembly
Cellular component (GO): cytosolic [4Fe-4S] assembly targeting complex
Molecular function (GO): 4 iron, 4 sulfur cluster binding
Source: RefSeq, a predicted model, not a curated record
AUGAGCGCAAUCUUGUCUGCAGACGAUCUGAAUGAUUUCAUUUCGCCAGGCGUUGCUUGCAUCAAGCCAGUUGAAACACUGCCGCAGAAAUCCAAAGAUACUGAGAACCCAUAUGAAGUAACAACCGAAGAUAAGGUCGAGCCGGAAAACCUUCCCCCGGCGCAAAUCUCGUUAACGGAUUGUCUCGCCUGCUCGGGUUGUGUCACGAGUGCGGAGGCAGUCUUAAUAUCGCUUCAAUCCCAUACCGAAGUCCUCAAUACACUGGACGCGUUUCCCGAAAUCCCAUUAAUCCAGUCGCAAAGCGGGGUAGCCAUUGAGAAUGCUGCAGAGCUUGGCGAUGCAAAGAUAUUCGUUGCCAGCGUCAGUCCGCAGGUUAGGGCAGGAUUGGCAGCCACAUACGGUAUCUCGGAGCAAGAAGCGGGGUACAUGAUCGAUCAGUUCCUGCGUGGUCCCCAGGGAUUGCGAUCUGGAGGAAAGCAAGGCAAUGGCUUUACAUGGGUUGUGGACACAAAUGCGAUGCGGGAGGCUGUAUUGGUUCUCACUGCUGAUGAAGUCGCCGAGUCUUUGGUAGAAAACACAGCACACCAGGCCCAGAAUGCCCCACCGAAACGGCCAAUAUUGUCAUCGGCAUGCCCUGGCUGGAUCUGUUAUGCUGAGAAGACACAUCCUUUCAUACUUCCUCACUUGUCUAAGCUCAAGUCUCCCCAGGCGUUGUCAGGAACUUUCCUCAAGACCGUUCUUAGCAAAUCGCUUGGCAUUCCACCAUCUCAGAUUUGGCAUUUGGCGGUAAUGCCCUGCUUCGACAAAAAGCUGGAGGCCAGCCGUGAGGAACUCACCGAUGUCUCUUGGCAACAGAAAAUGACUGAAUCUCAUCAGCCCGUUCGCGAUGUGGACUGUGUGAUUACUACACGUGAAAUAAUUUCUUUGGCUUCGUCUCGAGGUCUUUCGCUCCCUGACCUACCUCUGAAGCUGCUUUCUCCCUCUGAUACCUUCCCAUUCCCUGAAAAGGACUUCAACUCAUUCGUAUCAUUCAAAGCCUCCAAGGCGGAUCAGUCUGUCUCAACGGGCACUUCCGGGGGCUAUCUACAGCAUGUCCUAACAACUUUCCAAGCUCGUAACCCUGGAAGCAGCCUGACCAUAAAUCGUGGUCGUAACACGGACGUUGCGGAAUACGUCCUCAUGUCUGGUGAGGGUCAGCCUAUUAUGAAAGCAGCCCGUUAUUAUGGGUUCAGAAACAUCCAGAACCUUGUUCGAAAAUUGAAACCGGCGCAAGCAUCCCGAAUGCCUGGAGCGAAGCCCAUCGCUGGUCGACGCCAGCCAAUGUCACGCAAUGCUGCAUCGGGGGCUAAUUCACGAUCCGAUUAUGCCUAUGUGGAAGUAAUGGCUUGUCCGGGAGGUUGUACAAACGGCGGAGGGCAAAUUCGAGUCGAAGACGCGCGAGAAGUGACAGGUAUUUCUCAACCAGCAGAUACCGGUGCAAGUGAAGCCACGAAGCCAACAUCACAUGAGCAGAGAGCAUGGCUCGCUCGCGUGGACGAGGCGUAUUUCUCGAUGGAAGGAGAUUCUGAGCCGGAAUCCGAAGCUCCGUCUCAAGCCCUCUCCGUGGUAGACAAAGAAACUCGAAUUCAUGAGAGCUUACAGCGCUGGUCUCGAUUCAUGGGGAUCCCACUAUCAAGUCUAGCAUACACGACCUAUCGCCAGGUAGAAAGUGAUGUUGGCAAAGAAAAGACUCCCGCGGAGGAAACCAACCGGGUUAUUGAACUUGCCGGGAAGAUCGGGGGUGGCUGGUAG